Messenger RNA from Humulus lupulus (European hop), 1287 nucleotides. Its product is annotated as protein LEAD-SENSITIVE 1. The coding region runs from base 152 to 946 and encodes 264 amino acids. NCBI's taxonomy places the organism in Eukaryota, Viridiplantae, Streptophyta, Magnoliopsida, Rosales, Cannabaceae. The record is from RefSeq and is a predicted model, not a curated record. The transcript is spliced from 3 exons.
AACCGUCAUUUCCCCGCCAUUCCGCGUUGGCAUGAUGUUGUAAAACGGCGUAUCUUCUGGUUUUAUCUUUCUCUUUUCCGUUUGUAUAAAACUCUUUCCACCGCCCUAUCAAAGUUUUCCCGGAAAGAAAUUUCACGACUAAAAUUUGGUGAUGGGGCUACUCUCUAAUAGAGUGGCUAAGGAGUCUCUCAAGCCAGGGGAUCAUAUCUAUUCUUGGAGGACUGCUUAUAUUUAUGCCCAUCACGGCAUCUAUGUUGGAGAUGACACAGUGAUUCACUUCACCAGACGUGGCCAAGAAGUGGGAACAGGGACUGUCUUGGAUCUCCUCUUGGUUAGUUCUGGACCGGCUCGAUCACUGGAGCACUGCCCCGAUUGCACUUCACCUGAUGAAGGCAGCGGGGUUGUUUCCUCAUGCCUGAAAUGUUUCCUUGCUGGAGGCAUCUUGUACCGUUUCCAGUAUGCUGUUAACCCAGCUCUUUUUCUUGCAAAAGCUCGUGGUGGAACUUGCACCUUAGCUGUCUCAGACCCAGCUAACAUUGUGGUACAUCGAGCAAAGUACCUACUUGACAAUGGAUUCGGCUGCUAUAAUAUUUUCAAGAACAAUUGUGAAGACUUUACUAUCUACUGCAAAACUGGACUGCUUGUUGUUGAUCAAGGAACAAUCGGGCAAAGCGGUCAAGCUGUGUCGAUAAUAGGAGGACCUCUAGCUGCUGUCCUGUCCACGCCUUUGCGUCUUGUUACCACCAAUAUUUAUGGGAUGGCGGCAACAGCUGUUGGAGUCUAUUGUGCUAGUAGAUAUGCUGCUGAUAUCGGAAUGAGAAGGGAUGUGGAGAAGGUACCUGUGGAGGAUUUGACUAGAAGGCUGGCGACUGGCUUGCUCCAAGUUGUUGAAUCCCAAAUUUCAGCAUCUCCACUCCAAGAGUCAUCCCAGAUUGUCACCCGAUGACCACGGAGUUUGAUGGUUGCUAUUUGGUUCGUGCUUUUCACAUGUGCGAAUCAAGUUUCCCUAUAAUAUGCAUUGGUCUUUUCCUGGAGUGAUAAUCUCUAAUACUAUUGAAUGCUUAUUUCUAUUGGAAAUGUUUUCAUUUCUUAUCUGUUGAGAAGUGUUCAAGAGCUUCGAAUAUGUGUAUUUAUAUAUUAUAUGUAUUCUAGGUGACUGCUUAUGGUCAUAAACCUAGCAGUUACCAUAGUUUGAACCCAAACUUAACUCGGGGUUCUCACAACUUUGAGUUCAAACUUGUAUUUGAAUCAGUCGACAGAGAUACAAAAUUGUUGUUGCUGUCUUCA